AUGAAUGAAUUAACCCCUCAGUCUUCAGCUGAUGAAUUAGAGCUUAACCAAAAGACGAUAAUAAUAGAAGGCGGUAACGAUGACAAUGACUAUAAUUAUAACAAUGAGGAAGGAGAAAACAUAGAGUUGAAUCAACGACGAGUAAGAUUUAGUAGAGAAAAUAGUCAUCGCCGUCGUCAAUCAACAACAACAGCGAGUUAUCAGUUGAAUGAACAAAGCUUUUUUCGCUCGGCUAGUAGAAAUAGAACAUUGAAAAUGGUGUUGUUGACACAGUGUAUAGCAGGAUUACAAUUUACUUGGGCUGUAGAAUUGUCAUAUGGGACACCAUAUCUGCUUUCAAUUGGACUUUCUAAAUCACUUAUGUCUUUAGUAUGGGUUGCAGGUCCACUUUCAGGAUUAUUGAUGCAACCUAUAGUUGGAGCGCUUUCUGAUAAUUCAACAUCAAGAUUUGGUAGGAGGCGACCAUUUAUGGUGAUUGGGAGUCUUGUAGUGGCGAUAGCAUUAAUGUUUAUUGGCUGGACACAAGAAAUUGUUUACAGUCUUGUUGAUGAAGAAUCACCUACAUCACUAACAUUAAAGAAAAGUUUGGCGGUAGUUUCUUUUUAUCUUUUAGAUUUUGCUAUUAAUGCGAUUCAAGCCAGUUGUCGAGCACUUAUUGUUGAUAGUUUAUCCACUUCGCAACAAGAAGAGGGUACAGCAUGGGCAGGAAGAAUGAUUGGAAUUGGUGCAGUAUUCCCAUUUCUUGGCGGAACACAAUUACAAGUUUUGUGUGCGCUAGCAUCAAUAAUUCUAUUGAGUUCUAUCGGAAUAACUUGUUGGACUAUUAGCGAAAAGGUUCUUCAAAGAAGCGAUGAAACCAAGAAUCCAUUAGUCGAGGCAUUUGAAGUGCUGGCGACGAUAAUUAAAUCAUUUCGAAAUUUACCUAGGACAGUUCGAUUAUUAUGCACAACGCAAUUUUUUGCAUGGAUUGGAUGGUUUCCAUUUUUAUUUUAUGCAACAUUGGGGGAUUCUACAAGAAUUGGAUCGCUUACUUUAUUGAUUUAUUCAAUUGUCAGUAUGAUGGCUUCCGUUGUACUACCAUUCCUGGUAAAUCCAUCAGACUCAUCAUCGUCAACAACAGCAUUAUCAAAUUCUUCCGCAACCAUAACAUCAAAAAUAUUUAGAUUGCCAAUUCCAUGGCUCACUCUGCCAAGACUAUGGACGAUAUCACAUUUUAUAUUUGGAGGUAGCAUGUUAUUAACGUUGUUCGUCACAGAAGUUUAUCAAGCAGAUUUUCUAUUUAGUUUAGUUGGAAUAUCAUGGGCAGUUUCCAUGUGGGCACCAUUUUCCAUAUUAGGGGAGGUCAUAUCAAAUGCAGGCAUAAUAUUAGGUAUACAUAAUAUUUUUGUAGUGGUGCCACAAUUUCUAGUGACAUUUAUUAGUAGUGUAAUAUUUGCAAUAUUAGAAUCAAAUAAUAAUGACGGUGGAGGAAGAAAUGAUAGCAUUGGAUUUAUGUUAAGAUUUGGAGGAAUUAUGGCAAUAUUUGCAGGAUUCCUCAGUAUUAGAUUAUGGAAAUAA
Entrophospora candida is the source of this 1557-nucleotide messenger RNA. The record is from the annotation of a GenBank genome assembly. Lineage: Eukaryota; Fungi; Glomeromycota; Glomeromycetes; Entrophosporales; Entrophosporaceae.